Messenger RNA from Candida tropicalis MYA-3404, 1635 nucleotides. RefSeq lists its product as uncharacterized. The coding region runs from base 1 to 1635 and encodes 544 amino acids. Lineage: Eukaryota; Fungi; Ascomycota; Pichiomycetes; Serinales; Debaryomycetaceae. The record is from RefSeq and is a predicted model, not a curated record. The transcript has a single exon.
AUGGUUGUUCGAAGCAGUUCAUCUACACCUGUACCAUAUGAUGAAAAUCAUCCAAUACAUAAAUUAACGAUUGGAACUCAGGAACAAAUUCAUAAUCUUGCUAAACAACAUCCAAUUCUAUUAUUAAAUCAAGUUACAGAAAAUGGAUUUCAAAAUCCAGAUUUGGAAUCUUUAAGAUGCCAAUAUAAUUAUAUUUAUGUUAUUAAUUGGUUAUAUAAUUAUAGAGGUUAUUUAAAAUUACAAUCGGAAUUAUUUGAUGUUGAUUUAUUUGAAUUGGAAUUAUUGGGAUUUUUCCCAAGAGAUGAUAAUUAUGAACGUGCAUCUGUGUUGUUUAUUAAUAAAUUGAAAUUACCAUUGAUUAGUAUUGCCAAAGGAAGUAAAAUUACAGAUGUGAAUAAUUUUGAAAACGUGUUUAGAGAGAUUUUUGGCAUUGAAACCCCAUUAGGUGGGAAAUUAAAACCAACACCUCAAAAACAAGAACAGCAAUCUAAUACCGAACCAGAAGUUGAAGUUAUUGACGUCGAUUCCAAUGACGAUGAAGCAGAAGCAGAAGCAGAAGCAGAAGCAGAAGAAGAAGAAGAGGAUUUACCACAAUUUGAUUAUUUAAAAAUUGAAGAAAAAUUUGAGAUUUUGUACAUUUUAUUGAAUUAUAUUUCGAAAUAUUCAAAAUUUAGAAAUUGGAUUGAUCAUCAAGGAUUAUCAUUAGAUCAAUUACGUAUGGAUCCAAUUUUUCAACCAGCUUCAGAAACUCAUAUUGAAGAUGAUUAUUUUACAUUAUUUGAUGAUAAUCGAUUAUAUAAAAGAACCACUACAUAUAAUUCAUUUAUUGUUCCUAAAAAAAGAAAAGAUUCCCCUGAAAAUCCACAAGAUUUUUACAAACCCGAAGUAUUUGAUGUUAAGAAUGUUAAAUUUGAAUUGAUUUAUAAAAACAUCUAUGAAUUUAAUGAAUAUUUAACAACUAUAAGAAAGAAGCCAACUUUCAAACCAUUGUACAACAAACUAUCAUCAAAAUUAAUAGUGGAAUCAAUAUUUGAUAAUGAAAUCAAAAAGAGAAAAUUCUUAACUGCAAGAAGAAAGGAAAUUCAAAUGGUGAAUCUAUUAGCUGUACGUAAAAGAAGUUCAAGAUUAGAACAAAAAGAACAAAGAAGAAGAGAAGAAAUGAAAUUACGUAAAGAACAAGAAAUUAAAGAAGCUGCAGAAAGAAGAUUUGAAAGAAGAUUAAAAGUUAGAUCAAAUGGUGGUAAUACUGCAAAAUUUGAUACUACUGGAUUGUCAAGAGAUGAAAGAAUGAAAUUAAGAAAAUUGAAUAAUGGAAUUGCCACUGAUAGUACCACUGCUAGUCCUUCUGUAACUGCAACAACAACAAAAAGUCCCACACCUGUUAGCCAUACAGUAUCUCCAACACCUGAAUAUGAUGCAUCUCAUGAAGUAAUUGAACUAUCAUCAGAUGACAAACAAGAUGAGGAGCUACAACCACCAGCUGAACCAGAAGCUGAACCAGCAGUCGAGCCAGCAGCUGAGCCAGAAUCAAACCCGGAACAAGUAGGUGAAGCGGUUGUAAAUAAUGAAAACAAAGAUGGUGAUGAUGAUGGUGAUGAUGAAAUUCAAAUAAUUUCAGAAACAAAAAAUGAAUAA